Molecule: messenger RNA, 5841 nt
Organism: Knipowitschia caucasica
Lineage: Eukaryota; Metazoa; Chordata; Actinopteri; Gobiiformes; Gobiidae
Source: the annotation of a GenBank genome assembly
AUGACUUGCUUUUGCUUCCGUGACAUCGGAAACACAGAGACACACAUUUAUUUAGAUUGCAAGAUCACCCUCUGCACCCUCAGAAAUGCCUGCGGAUACAAUCGGCCUUGUAGUUCAGACAAUAUGAAUCCUUCCUCAUCUCGUAUGAAGAGAAACUCUACUACAAUGACGAAGCAAUCUGCACAAAGCAAAUCUGAUGUCUCUGAGCAAAGUGGAAAUGAAGAUGGCCCCUCUGACAAUCCUUCAGAAAAGAGUAAAUCAAACUCUUCAAAAGUAAUGAAGCCUUCUGGAAAUGAGAGUAAAGGGGCUAUGAAGCUUCGGGUGGAUUUCAAACAGAAGCAAAGGGAUGAUGCCCUCUCACAAAGGGUUGGCUGCACUGGCUGUGGAAGGCAAAUUAACCAGUUUAAGUCAAGUUCAGUGUUUGUGCAUCCUGUACUAAAAGUGGCUAUUUGUAAGUCAUGUUACAAUUUUUACACGAGUGACGAGAUCAGCAAGGACUCUGAUGGAAUGGACGAGCAAUGCAGGUGGUGUGCUGAGGGGGGGAACCUCAUCUGCUGUGACUAUUGCAGUAAUGCCUUCUGCAAGAAGUGCAUCGUGCGCAACCUCGGACGAAAAGAGCUCUCACUUAUCACUGAUGAAAACUCCAAAUGGCAUUGCUAUGUUUACACUUUAGAUGGGAAAGCUGUUAUUGCGCAGCCAGUUGAAGAAAAUGACCAUGAUUCUGCUACUGAAGACACUGGAGAGUGUAAAAGUCCAGUAUCUGCUUCUAUGGAAGAGACUGAAGAGUGCAAAAGUCCAGCAUCCGCUUCUAUGGAAGAGGCACAAGAGGGUAAAAGUCCAGCAUCUGCUUCUAUGGAAGAGGCACAAGAGGGUAAAAGUCCAGCAUCUGCUUCUAUGGAAGAGGCAGAUGAGUGUAAAAGUCCAGCAUCUGCUUCUAUGGAAGAGGCUGAAGAGUGUAAGAGUCCAGUAUCGGCCUGUAUGGAGGAGACUGAGCAAAAUGACCACAACACGGCUGUUGAGGAAAGUGUGGGCAAGGAGCAGAAAAACUCCAGCACUGAGGAACCGAAGAACAGGCCAGCUCCAGGGAUGAAGAAAACAACCACACUAAAAGAACCACAAGUUGAUGAGAAACUAGGACCUGAGACAGUCUCUCAAAUGAAUCAGACCACUCCAGAAAUAAUUAAUAUAAAGACUGAGAUUUGUGAAGAUCCCCAAGAAGACACAGAGGAAAUGUCUCUAGAUAAAGAUAUUUUGGCUGUUCCUCCGUCAGUGCCUGAAGAACUGUUUCAGAUGGUUGAAAGUCUUGCUGAUUCUGCCAAACUUGAGCAAAGUGACACGGCGUCUGUUACAGAAAAAGAGAAACCGUCAAAUGGGAAUUCACAAGACGUAAAACGCUCACAGCCCAAGGUAAAGAAUCUGAUCGUCAAACUUACUCCUGUGCCUAUUGUUACGACCCGUGAGAGCAGGUCUAAAAACACAGAGAAAGGGGAGACGCAGUCGAAGGCUAAGAAGGAAAGUGAGUCAAGUCCACAGCGCUCACGUCGAUCAAGCCGUGUAAAGACUACUCCUCUGAGGAAGCAGACAAAAGAAAAGACUAAAGAAGAAUCGUCUGAUACGGAGUCUGAUAAAAAUUCAAAGACAAAAGCCAAAACCAGUAAAUUGGUGGAUGUGAAAAAAGAAGAGAAGACUAUGGACUCUGACUCUGAUGAAGUACCAAAUGCACUGAUUGAGAAAGCGGUUGAGGCAGACAGCUCCGAAGACGAAAAAAGUGUUAAGAAACGUCUAUUCAAGCUCGACGACGCCUCGUCUUCAAAACGAAAACGAAAGUCUGAAAGUUCAGAUUCAGACAAUAAAAACAAAACCAAGACAAACAAAUCUAAGCCAAAGAAAAAUAAACAAAAGGAUUCUGACUCUUCUGAUUCUGAAGAUGUGGACAAAUCAACGAGGAGAUCCACCCGUGUAAAGAAACAGGAGAAGGUAAAGGAGGAUAAAAGUUCUCUAGAAAAGAAGAGCGGGGAUCGUCGAAGGUCCUAUGAAAAGAAACGACUGAGUAAGAAUUCAAAAGCAGCAUCUAAACUGGAGUCUUCAUCAAGUGAUGAGGAAGAUGAGGCUGCUGGAGAUGCUGCGGAAGACAGUGAUGAUCAGAAGAUAAAACCUAUUGUGGAGAAUAUUGUUGGAGGAAGUGCACACUUUCAUCAGUCUUCAGGGGAUGAAGUUGAUGAAGAGAAAAACGUCUCUCAGCCACUAGAUGAUUUUGAUGAUGAUCCAGAAAACAGAAUUGCAAAAAAGAUGCUUCUUGCUAAAAUUAAAUCCAACUAUUCAUCCGGGGCUGAAAGUUCCUCUGACAAUGAAAAAUCUGAACAGGAAGACUCCAAAAAAGUAAAGGACAAAAAAAGUGAAGAUGAAAAAAAGACAUCAGACUCUAGUGAUUCAGAAAACUCUGGUUCUGAUGUUGAGGUGAAGAAAGGUGCCAAACGCCACAAACUUCUACGCCACAAGCUGUCUCUAAGUGGGGGUGAAUCUGGAGAUGAAGGCAAAGGCACUAAGAAUGAAAAUGCUAAAGAAAAGAAAAAGAAGGGGAAGAAAACUGUGGAAAGCGAUAAUUCAGAUUCUGACUUUGAGAAGCCCGAUUCCAGUGCCCAAAGUUCAGGUUCAGAAGCGCUGAGUGAGGCAGUGAGUGAUUCUGAGAAAGAGGGCAAGAAAAGAAAGACGAGAUCUUCAAAAAAGACUGAAGACAAGGAGCGGAGUUAUAAACAAAAGAAGAAGCGGCGAAGGAUCAAAGUUCAGGAUUCAUCUUCCAGUAAUGAGAAAAGUGGCGAGGAGGGAGAGGAGGGCGAAGAGGGUGAUGAUGACCAAAAGGCACGCAAGAAGAUCCGCAAAAUCUUGAAGGACGACAAACUGCGCUCAGAAACUCGGGAUGCCCUUAAAGAGGAGGAGGACAGGAGGAAGCGCAUAGCGGAGAGAGAGGCUCUGAGGAAGAGACUCCGAGAGGUAAUUGAGGUCAAGGAAUCAUCCCAAGUGUCAUGUCCCAUUACCACUAAACUUGUACUGGAUGAAGACGAAGAAACCAAGGAGCCUUUAGUGCAGGUCCACAGAAAUCUUGUAACAAAGCUAAAGCCUCACCAAGUUGAUGGAGUCCAGUUUAUGUGGGAUUGCUGCUGUGAAUCUGUGAGAAAGGUCAAGAAAUCUGGAGGCUCUGGUUGCAUCCUUGCUCACUGCAUGGGUCUCGGAAAAACCCUUCAGGUGGUGACAUUUCUCCACACUCUGCUGCUCUGUGACCGACUUGAGUUUAGCACAGCACUGGUGGUUUGUCCUCUGAAUACCGUCCUGAAUUGGCUCACUGAGUUUGAGAAGUGGCAGGAAGGUUUUAAUGACGAUGAGACGCUGGAGGUUACCGAGCUGGCCACGGUGAAAAGACCACAAGAAAGAGCUCAUGCGUUAGAGCAGUGGCAGGAGUCUGGUGGGAUCAUGAUUAUCGGCUAUGAGAUGUACCGAAACCUCACUCAGGGGAGGAACAUCAAAAGCAAGAAACUCAAAGAGACAUUUCAGAAAACACUUGUAGAUCCAGGGCCAGACUUUGUGAUAUGCGAUGAAGGUCACAUUCUCAAAAAUGAAGCUUCUGCUGUGUCCAAGGCCAUGAACUCUAUCAAGACGAGGAGGAGAGUGGUCCUCACAGGAACACCCCUGCAAAACAACCUAAUCGAAUACCACUGUAUGGUUAACUUCAUCAAGGAAAACCUGCUGGGAUCAGUGAAGGAGUUCAGGAACCGCUUCAUUAACCCCAUUCAGAACGGGCAGUGCGCUGACUCCACCAUGCACGACGUCCGCAUCAUGAAGAAGAGGGCACACAUUCUGUAUGAGAUGCUGGCUGGAUGUGUUCAGAGAAAGGAUUACUCAGCACUUACAAAGUUUCUUCCUCCGAAGCACGAGUAUGUGCUCUCAGUGAGAAUGUCUCCUAUCCAGUGUCGACUGUACAGAUAUUACCUGGAGCACUUUACUGGUGCAGGGAAUGCUGUGGAAGGGGGCCGAGGCCGCUCUGGGACCAAACUCUUCCAGGAUUUCCAGAUGCUCAGCAGAAUCUGGACUCAUCCGUGGUGCCUUCAUCUGGACUACAUCAGUAAAGAAAACAGGGGGUUCUUUGACGAGGACAGUAUGGAUGAGUUUAUCGCUUCAGAAACUGACGAAUCAUCCAUGAGUGUCAGUUCUGCAGAUGAGACGCCCAAGAAGAAAAAGAAAAAAGGCAAGAAAAAGGGAUCUGAAGAAUCUGAUAGUGAUGAUGUAGAAGUGAUCAAGGAGUGGAAUACCAGUUCUCGAGGGCGAAAUGGUGAACCGCCAACCGGUCGCAGUCGGCAAAAAGUUGAAGAAGAACCUGUUCGACCAGCUGCCUCACCGUCCGGGAGUCCCCCUGCCGACUGGCACAGAGACUUUAUCACCGAUGCCGAUUCUGCAAUCCUGGAGCACUCAGGAAAAAUGGUUCUACUUUUUGAGGUACUUCGAAUGGCAGAGGAAUUGGACGAGAAAGUGUUGGUUUUCAGUCAGUCCCUUAUUUCUCUGGAUUUAAUAGAGGAUUUCUUGGAACUGGCUUGUAAAAGAGGGGAGGAUGGGGAGGAGGGCGAAGAUGGUGAAGUAAAGCCAUCUCCUUACAAAGGUGAAGGCAAAUGGUACCGGAACAUUGAUUACUACCGCCUAGAUGGCUCGACGAACGCAACCACAAGAAAGAAGUGGGCGGAAGAAUUUAAUGACACCAGUAACAUAAGAGGUCGGUUGUUCCUUAUCUCAACGCGAGCUGGCUCAUUGGGCAUCAACCUUGUAGCUGCUAAUAGAGUCAUUAUUUUUGAUGCGUCCUGGAAUCCUUCUUACGAUGUCCAAAGUAUAUUCAGAGUGUACAGAUUUGGCCAAGUUAAAACAGUCUUUGUGUACCGUUUUUUGGCUCAGGGAACAAUGGAAGAGAAAAUUUAUGAACGGCAAGUAACCAAGCAGUCUUUGUCAUUCCGAGUUGUGGACCAACAACAAAUUGAAAGGCACUUUACAAUGAAUGAGCUGGCCGAGCUCUACACCUUUGAACCAGACCAGCUGGACGAUCCCUCUGAAAAGAAGAAGAAAAGGGACACCCCAAUGCUUCCUAAGGAUGCAGUUUUGGCUGAGAUGCUCCAAAACAACAAGGACCAGAUUGUUUGUUACCACGAGCACGACUCACUGCUUGAUCAUAAGGAGGAGGAAGCCCUGAGCGAGGAGGACCGCAAGGCGGCCUGGGCAGAGUAUGAAGAUGAGAAGAAGGGUUUGUCUCAGAUGAGGAAUGCUCCGAUGGCCUUCUCCCAAAUGGACAUGGGCGCCCAAUCCUACGUCAACUUCAACUUUGCGGCCUUAGCCACAAUGUCCAACCAGCAGCUGGAGGAGCUAAUCAACCAGGGCCGAGCAAAAGUAAUUGAAGCUACAAAUUCACUGAAGUCGUUAAGUCCGGAAACACUGGAGGAUACGAUUGCUCGGGUGUGGAAAGAGAACCCUGCACUAACAGAGACCCAGGUCCAAGCUAUUGCCCUGAAUCGACAGGCCAAUGUGGAGAUGGAGAUCAAGCGGCGGGAGGCCAUUUACCGGGACAUACUUGCCAGGCAGCAGGCGCUAAUGAACUAUGUGCAGAAGCUGAUCAACAACAGAAAGGUGCAGCAGAUGCAGCAGCAGCAGAUGGCUUUGGCCAAUCAACAGUACCAGAUGGCCCUGCAGAAUGGCAUUCUGGGAUCACCUGGGAUGAACCAGCUGGAGCUGUUGGGACUCUACCAGCAGCUCCAUGGUUUGAAUCCUCACCAAAUGGGCAAAAACCCAGGGCCCUCCAAAGGUUUAUAG